Molecule: messenger RNA, 4645 nt
Organism: Phragmites australis (common reed)
Lineage: Eukaryota; Viridiplantae; Streptophyta; Magnoliopsida; Poales; Poaceae
Product: elongator complex protein 1
Exons: 7
Coding region: 321-4280 (1319 amino acids)
Biological process (GO): tRNA wobble base 5-methoxycarbonylmethyl-2-thiouridinylation
Cellular component (GO): cytosol; elongator holoenzyme complex
Molecular function (GO): tRNA binding; protein binding
Source: RefSeq, a predicted model, not a curated record
AAAAUUUGGCCCGGACCUGCAUCUUCCCUGUUUUGUUUUGUUCGCCCGCUCCGGCGCCGCCAAACCGCCGCCAGCCUCUUCCACUCAACGACGGCAACCAGCCGCAACCCCAAAGCGCUCCCCCUUCCGCACGCGUCGCGCCCAUCCACCGGCCGGCGCUCUCGGUCUCGGUUUCUGCCUUCUGCCUUCUGCCUUCCGCACGCGUCGCCCAUCGCAACGUUCUUUGGGGGUGUUGUUGUUGCUCCGCUGGCCACCUCUAGCGGCCGCCAGGGCUCGCCGGGGUGGUAGAUCCUCCCCUAUCUACACACGACAACGGCAAGAUGAAGAAUCUGCGCCUUGUGACGAGGUCCUCGCAGCAGCUCCAGCUCGACGGCGAGACCCUCGUCACCUCCGCCAUCGACGCCGAGCGCCGCCGCGCCUUCUUCGCCUCCUCUGCGAACUUCCUCUACACCGUCCACCUCCCCACCUCAUCCCAGGGCCAGCAACCACUGCAAUGGAGCAAAUUUACUACUCUGGACUCCGACGUGGAGGAGGUAGUUCUUGAACCUGGUGAUUGCAUAGUUGCCAUGGAUUAUCUCAUGGAGAGGGAGUCUCUGCUCCUUGGUUCGUCAGCUGGCUGUCUGCUCUUGUAUAACGUGGAGGAGAAAACAACCCAAGUUGUAGGAAGACUGGAGGGUGGUGUCAGCACCAUUGCCUCUAGCCCCGAUGGGGUCCUUCUCUCUGUAACAUCCGGAUUCGGGCAACUGCUUGUCAUUACACUUGAUUGGGAAGUGCUAUUUGAGACUUCCCUCGACCCUCAGAAUGCUACUGCAGGCGAGAUAGACAGUUCUGGUGGUCAUAUCCAAAGUGCUAUUUCUUGGCGGGGGGAUGGGAAGUAUUUUGCUACUCUUGGGGGCUCUUCUAACCCCACAAAGCUUACUAUUUGGGAACGGGAAUCGGGAAAGGUGCAUUCUUCUUCAGAUAUGAAGACUUUUAUGGGAGCAUCGCUAGAUUGGAUGCCGAGUGGAGCCAAGGUGGCCACAGCCCAUGACCGGAGGACAAAGGGAAAGUGCCCUCUCAUUGUAUUCUACGAGAAGAAUGGCUUAGAGAGGAGCUAUUUUCCUAUUGAUGAGCCAGCAGAGGCUGCCAUUCAAGCUUUAAAAUGGAACUGCAAUUCUGAGCUCCUAGCUGCUCUAAUUUCUUCUUGCCAGCAUGAUGUUAUUAAAAUAUGGUCCUGCAGCAACAAUCACUGGUACUUGAAACAUGAACUGCAAUACACAAAGAAAGAGGGGGUGAAGUUCUCUUGGGAUCCAACAAAACCACUGCAUCUGAUUUGCUGGACACUGGGUGGCCAAGUUAUUAUGCACAGGUUUGCAUGGACUACCGCUGUCAGUGAGACUUCAGUUGCACUAGUUAUCGAUGGUUCCCAUGUCCGUGUUACUCCUCUUAAUUUGGGCCUCAUGCCACCUCCCAUGUCUCUGUUCCACCUUGCAUUUCCUUGUGCAGUCAAUGAGGUUUCUUUUAUUUCCAAUUACUCGAAGAACCAUUUGGCUGCUUAUCUUUCAAAUGGCAGGUUGUGUGUUGUAGAACUUCCAGCAGCAGAUACUUGGGAAGAAUUUGAAGGCAAUGAGAUAAGUGUUGACCCCUGCCGUUCUGACUUCACUUUGAAUAACUGUAUGCACCUCACUUGGAUAGAUACACGUACCUUGAUUAGUAUCAGUUGCUAUAGCGAACACUGCUGUUCAUCACUGAUAGACAAGCCUGAUUCACAGUUCUUUGUCAAUGAGAUUGAACUUGUAUGUUCUGAGGAUUCUUUGCCAGGUUCAGUGAGUUCAUCUGGCUGGCAAGCUAGAGUAUCAAAGAAAGUGACUUUGAAUGGUUCAGUUGUUGGAGUCUCUCUAAACCCAGCAAAAAAAGGUUCAGCCUUCAUUCAGUUAAGCGGAGGAAGGGUUGUUGAAUACUGCUCAAGUUUAAACUUGUUGAAAAUGUGUGCACCAGCACAAGUUAGUGAUGUUGGUUCUGACUAUGGUUUUCCAACAUCAUGCCCUUGGAUGACUACUGUUCUAUGUCAUGAAAAUGGUAUGGUUAGACCCGCCCUUUUUGGACUUGAUGACAGUGGCAAGCUUUAUAAGGGAAAAAGGUUAUUGAGUAACAAUUGCAGCAGCUUCACAUUCUACUCCAGUACUUAUGGAGCUACUGAGCGGGUUAUGACCCACUUGCUUGUGACUACUAAGCAAGAUCUUCUAUUCAUUGUGGAUGUCAAUGAUAUCUUACUUAAAAACACUGAAGUGGCAAUUGACAGCCAUGUCAGUAGUCAUCCUCGAGGAAACCAAAGCAAGGAGCACAUCACUGUGUGGGAAAAGGGUGCAAAGUUGGUUGGUGUUCUCCAUGGUGAUGAAGCAGCUGUCCUAAUGCAAACAGUCCGUGGUAACUUAGAGUGUACCUACCCUAGAAAGCUGGUCCUUGUUUCUAUUGUUCAGGCUCUGGUUCAGAGGCGUUUCAGAGAUGCAAUGGACAUGGUAAGGCGACAUCGGAUAGAUUUCAAUAUUAUGGCUGACUAUUGUGGCUGGAAUGUUUUUAUCAAGUCAGCUGCAGACUUUGUUAAACAAGUUAAUAACCUUAGCCACAUAACUGAAUUUGUUUGCUCAAUUAAGAAUGACAAUAUCAGCAGCAAAUUGUACACAACCUAUAUAUCUUUUCCUGAUCAGUGUGCAACCUCAAUAGCUGAUACAGAAAGCUCACUUGGGUUCUCCUUGGGUAACAAAGUGACUUCUAUACUGAUGGCAAUUCGGAAAGCUCUUGAGGAACAAAUAGAAGAAAGCUCGCCAAGAGAACUUUGCAUAUUGACCACUUUGGCACGUAGCGAACCUCCAUUAUUGGAGGAAGCACUGAAUAGAAUAAAGUCCGUUCGAGAACUGGAACUUCUUGGGCUUGAUGAUGCCAGGCGAAAGCUUUACCCAUCUGCAGAAGAGUCUCUGAAGCACUUGCUUUGGUUAACAGACCCUGAAGCUGUUUUCAAUGCUGCUUUGGGGUUGUAUGAUCUGAAUCUUGCUGCUAUUGUUGCUUUAAACUCCCAAAAAGAUCCAAAGGAGUUCCUUCCUUUUCUCAAGAGUCUAGAAUGCCUUCCUCCUGCUAUUAUGAGGUACAAGAUUGAUUUGAGACUUGGAAGAUAUGCGAGUGCUCUGAAAAACAUUAUUUCUGCUGGUAAUGAGUAUCACGAGGAUUGCAUGAAACUCCUUAAUGAUAAUCCUCAGCUGUUCCCUCUGGGCCUCCAGUUAUUUACUGACCCUGAUAAAAGGCGUCAAAUUUUUGAGGCAUGGGGUGACCAUCUUUCUGAAGAGAAAUGCUUUGGAGAUGCCGCAUUGACUUACCAGUGUUGUUCAUUGUAUCAGAAAGCAUUGAAAGCUUACCGUGCCUGUGGGGACUGGAGAGGUGUGUUUACUGUUGUGGCUCUUCUGAAGUUAAAGGAGGAAGAAAUUGUUCAACUUGCACACGAGUUAUGUGAUGAGUUCCAAGAGCUUGGAAAGCCUGGAGAUGCUGCUAGAAUAGCACUGCAGUACUGUUCAGAUGUUGAUAAAAGUGUUAGUUGUUAUAUCACAGCAAGGGAGUGGGAAGAGGCUCUUAGAGUUGCUUAUAUGCACAGCAGGCAUGAUCUGGUUGAAACUGUUAGAGAUGCAGCUUUAGAAUGUGCUACAUCGCUGAUAUCUGAGUAUCAGGAAGGAUUGUUGAAGGUUGGUAAAUAUGUAGCACGUUAUGUGGCUGUGAGGCAGAGGAGAUUGUUACUUGCUGCCAAACUCCAGUCAGAAGAACGGUUUAUGGAUGUUGAAGACGACAGCAUUUCAGAAGUGAGCACUAGCUUCAGCGAAAUGAGUGCAUAUACCACGAGGUCAACCAAGGUUUCGGUCAUAUCCAGCAGCAACGCCAGCAAGUCACGAGGGGCAAGACGGCAAAAGAAAGGUGGCAAGAUACGAGCUGGAAGUCCUGGGGAGGAGAUGGCGCUUGUGGAGCAUCUCAAGGGAAUGAUGCUGACAGAUAGCGCUCAGAAUGAGCUGAAGAGCCUGCUUGUAGUUCUGUUACAGUUGGGAAAAGAAGAAAUCGCUCGUCAGGUGCAGCAGGCUGGAGACAGUUUUGAGGUGUCUCAAAUGGCAGCAGUGAAGUUGGCUGAGGAUACAGUAUGUGAUGACAAGAUCGACGAGAAUGCGCACACUCUCGAGCAUUACGUAAGGAUGCUGAGAGCUCAUGAGCCUGCUUACAGCGAGGAAACUGCUUCAUGGCGAAUCAGAGUGUUAUCUCCCCCUUGACUGGCCGGCCAGUAUAGUAUGUCAUGUACUCUCCAGUCCAGUCCAGUCCAGAUGGGUGAGUGGGUGAUUACCAGCCACUUCAGAUCAAUGGAUCCCUGGCACGGAGGGGCAUCAAGGACCUGAUGGCAAGGGGGCUUAUAAGGAUGGUCUCAGUUCAUUCCAGCCAACAGAUCUACAGCAGGGCCACAAACACGAGGGACUUGGUGUUGCUGUUAUAUUAAGUUUAUUUUGAAUGCGUUUCAGUGGAUGUUACCAUUGACUUUGAGAAUGUUGAAUGUUUUUGAGAUUAUGGUACUAUUUUAAGAUCAAAUUGGCAGACUAAUAUUUAUCUAAAUAUGAAGGUAUCAGUGUUGUCAUAUUAUUUU